This is a messenger RNA of Metarhizium acridum CQMa 102, 537 nucleotides long. RefSeq lists its product as uncharacterized. Lineage: Eukaryota; Fungi; Ascomycota; Sordariomycetes; Hypocreales; Clavicipitaceae. The record is from RefSeq and is a predicted model, not a curated record. Gene Ontology annotation, cellular component: extracellular region.
AUGCGUCUCUCCAGCGUCCUUCCCACCCUCGCAGCCGCGGGCAUGGGCAUGGCCGCACCCACGGAACUCGAGCAAGGACAAGACGCAAACUUCAAGCGCGAGAUGCUCGCCGCGCACAACUUCUUCCGCGGCCAGCACAGCGCGGAUCCCCUCUCCUGGAACCCCGAUCUCGCAAAAAAGGCUCAGGACUGGGCCGACACCUGCAACUGGGCCCACGAUAGCGCCGGCGAGAACCUCGCGUCCGGCACUGGCCUCGCCAGCUGGGGCAGCUUCGUCAACCUGUGGGGAUCCGAGCGGACAGAGUACGACUGGGCAAGCCCGGGCUUCUCCAUGAACACCGGCCACUUCACGCAGGUUGUGUGGAAGAAGACGCGGUCCGUGGGAUGUGGAUGGAACAAGUGCCGCGGCGGCCAGGCAAAGGCCAACGGCCACUACAUUGUGUGCAAGUACGAUCCUGCUGGCAACUACAUCGGCCAGUUUGCCGACAACGUGGGCGAGCAGACCGGGGGUAAGCCCACCGACGUGUGGCAGCAGUAA